Messenger RNA from Zea mays, 1376 nucleotides. RefSeq lists its product as uncharacterized. The record is from RefSeq and is marked predicted. Bases 133 to 1092 code for a protein of 319 amino acids. Lineage: Eukaryota; Viridiplantae; Streptophyta; Magnoliopsida; Poales; Poaceae. The transcript is spliced from 4 exons.
UUCCAACUCUGCACCGAGCCCUGCCCACAUUGCAAUUCGACUGUUCCACGGCUCGCUUCGAUUACGCGAUACGCGGUCAUUUACGAGCGGGGAGUAGCGCAGCGCAGCGGCCGGCGCGCGUCAGAAGUGCCCAUGGACGCCGCGGCGGUGCUGAAGCGGAAGGGCGAGGAGGCGCCCGAGGCGUGGCUGCUUGGCGGGGUCGUGGUCCCCGCCACCAAGAUCCGCCGACUCGAUGCGGAGGUGCCGCCGCCUGUCGGGUCCGGCGCGGGCGUGCUGUCAGAGCCGCAACGUGCUUUAGGGUUGGAGGAGGCGCGGAUGAGCGGCCACGUGGGGGCGCCGGCCAUGGACGCAACGCCGUUGUUGAAGAGGAAGGGGGAGGAGGCGCCGCAGCCGUGGCUCGAUGUCGACGGGGUCCCUAUACCCGCCACGAAGAUCCGCCGACUCGACGCCGAUGUGCCACCCGUCGGAUCCGGGAUGGGCGUGCCGCUUGCUGAGCCCGGCGUGAGCGUGGCGCCGCAGCCUUUCGUGGCGGGGGACUUGCGGAUGAGCGGUGAUGUUGCGCCGCCGGCCGCGGCGAUUGCCGUAGCUGCUCCGGCGGUGAACGAGGAGCGGGCGAUCGUGGUGUACCAGCCUGCCGAGGCCGAACGCAACCUCCUGGACGGUCCACUCCGCCCGGGGGCUUCUCUCCGCGUCAGCCCCGACUGGAUACAUGGGCUCAAGAACACCAUGCUGCAAGAGGCGAGCAACCACAGAGCUCUGUUCGAGGAGAUGGCGGCCAGGGACGGGAACCUCAACCUGGCCAUGGUCCCGUGGGCGCCUCCCGAGGUCGAUGUCCAUGCCGCCUCCAGCUCCACAGCGGCGGCAAUGGAAAUGGUGGACGCUGAUCAGGACGGCGACGGCGCAUCCAUGGAGGUCGAGCACGACGUUGAGGGCCAGACCACGCCACCAGCUGGCGGUGCGCUGCAGGUGGAGGCGUUCAACCACCAUUACCAGCAGCAGCACCAGUGGCCAGCGCAGCACUGCGUUGCGUCGCCGCAGCUACAGCUCCCGGCCGCGAGCUACCAGGCAAGCCCUGUCACGUGGUCGUGGUGAUGGCGCGAACUAGAGCAGAGGACUGCAGGGGGAGACAUAGACACAUAGUUGUCGUAGACUAGUAGUAGUGAUUAGUAUUAAUCUCCUCCCUGCUCAGUUUGCUAUUUGCUUUUCUGGAUGUUGGGGUUGGGGUUGCUGUUGUGAAAAAACGCGAGCUUCUGAGCCGGAGGAGGUGAUUUUUUGGGGAGAUGUUCGAUGCCAUCCGUUUUUGCGCGAGUCACUACAGAUCGCCUGCUGUAAUUCAGUGUUCACAGAGUUAUGAGAUGGAAGAUAAAAUGAAUGCG